GGCGCCCGAGGCGGGAGGCACGAGGAGGCGCAGGGGCAGUUCCAGUGGGAGACGCUAUCGCAAGAUGGCGUCUGCGAGGCCGCGGGAUGCGGAGUGAGCGCGCCCCGCCGGGGGCCCCGCGAGGCUGCUCCUCUCCCCGCCGCCGCCGCCGCCGCCGCCGCCGCCACUGCGGCGCCGCCUCUCCGCCUGCCAUUGCGCCGCGGCCAAGCCUCCCGCCUCGCAGCGGCCCCCUGCAGCCCCGGCCUGCAGCCUCCCCGCGCGCCCGUGCCGCACCACGCCCCUCCGACUGCCCGCUCCCUCCGAGGUGAGAGCGCUUCGGGCCGAUGCGGUGAUCUCCGGCGGGCCUGGGAGGAGCGCGUGGACCCGCGGGCGGCGGCGAGCAGCUGGCGAACGCCUUUACAAUGGCCCUGACCCUGUUUGAUACAGAUGAAUAUAGACCUCCUGUUUGGAAAUCUUACUUGUAUCAGUUGCAACAGGAAGCCCCUCAUCCUCGAAGAAUUACCUGUACUAACGAGGUAGAAAACAGACCAAAGUAUUAUGGAAGAGAGUUUCACGGCAUGAUCUCCCGAGAAGAAGCAGACCAGCUCUUGAGUGUGGCUGAGGGGAGUUACCUGAUUCGUGAGAGCCAGCGUCAGCCAGGAACCUACACUUUGGCUUUAAGAUUUGGAAGUCAAACCAGAAACUUCAGGCUGUACUACGAUGGAAAGCACUUCGUUGGGGAGAAGCGCUUUGAGUCCAUCCACGAUCUGGUGACUGAUGGAUUGAUUACUCUCUAUAUUGAAACCAAGGCAGCAGAAUACAUUGCCAAGAUGACGAUAAACCCAAUUUAUGAGCACAUAGGAUACACAACCUUAAACAGAGAGCCAGCAUACCAAAAACAUAUGCCAGUCCUGAAAGAGACACAUGAUGAGAGAGAUUCUACAGGCCAGGAUGGGGUGUCAGAGAAAAGGUUGACAUCACUUGUUAGAAGAGCAACUCUGAAAGAAAACGAGCAAAUUCCAAAAUAUGAAAAGGUUCACAAUUUCAAGGUCCAUACGUUCAGAGGGCCACACUGGUGUGAAUACUGUGCCAACUUCAUGUGGGGUCUCAUUGCUCAGGGAGUAAAAUGUGCAGAUUGUGGUUUGAAUGUUCAUAAGCAGUGUUCCAAGAUGGUCCCAAAUGACUGUAAGCCAGACUUGAAACAUGUCAAGAAGGUGUACAGUUGUGACCUUACAACACUCGUGAAAGCCCAUAUCACCAAGCGACCAAUGGUGGUGGACAUGUGCAUCAGGGAAAUUGAAUCUAGAGGUCUUAAUUCUGAAGGACUGUAUCGAGUAUCAGGAUUUAGUGACUUAAUUGAAGAUGUCAAGAUGGCUUUUGACAGAGAUGGGGAGAAGGCAGAUAUUUCUGUGAACAUGUAUGAAGACAUCAACAUCAUCACUGGCGCGCUGAAACUUUACUUCAGGGAUCUCCCAAUCCCACUCAUCACGUACGACGCCUACCCGAAGUUUAUCGAGUCCGCCAAAAUUAUGGAUCCGGACGAGCAGUUAGAAGCGCUGCACGAGGCCCUGAGGCUGCUGCCCCCCGCCCACUGCGAGACCCUGCGGUACCUCAUGGCACAUCUCAAGAGGCAAGUCACGGGCCGGAGGUUGCUCCUUGUGCUGCGGCCCAGUGUUAAUAAUGAGAUGAGACCAACAAUCUAAGAAAGGACAGAUCACUGAGGGAGUAACUACAGACACGCGCAAGCAGAGGAGGAAGGCUAAACAGUGCGCACCAGUGCCGGGCACAGGCUGGAUGUGGCCACGCUGGCCGUUCGGGUCUGUGGGUGCAGAUAUGUGAGAGCGCCCGGUGUCCGGUGUCCGGUUCUGGUGGGAAGAGGAAAGGUGGUAGCUGUCCCGGCAGAAGCAUUAGCAUAAGAAAGAGCAAAGCAACUCUCCAGAAGUCUCGCUUUCCUUACUUCUUGCUCCCAAACAGGCACUUCACCCUGGGUGACAGGAUUAUUGCCGUAAUGUCUCCGACACUGAAAACUGCUAUAAAAAAUGGAGUAAAAUAAGAGGUAGAGAGAGGAAUAGAAAAUAAAAUACUCUGGCUACUUCUGGUUUAAUGUCUUAAGUAGCUUGAUGGUAGUGUAACUUCAUUUCUGUGCUCGGUUGCUCUCACUCUCUACUAGUUGAAGCAAAUGGUUUUAAAUUAUGGGAUCGAGUUUUAGUGGUUUUAGGAUUUCAAAAUAUAAAGCCAAUUAGAAACAAAAAAGACAGAACUUGACAUCUAUUUUGUAUGCCUCUCGGCAAGAGCUACCCAAAAAUGAAUAUUUAACUGGUGGCGCAUUUAACAUUUACACGGUUUCCCUCCUUUUUAAAAGCAGUAGGAGCUAAAACUUGUGUUUAAUAUGCUUACAAAUUCACUUGCAAAUUCAAGUUUGCUUCAUAUAUGUAUGCAAUUAAGUCCUUAGCACUAACGCAAAGGAAUGGCUCUCCGGCCCUAGUCCGGGCCUUUGCUAGCUAGCAGGAGAGCAAACACGGACACUCAGCCUCCCUCAGUCUCCCUGAACGCAGCCCACUCUGUGCCUCCGCCACCCCCUUCCCCGGAUACUCUGUAAAUAUCCUGGGAACCGGGCAGCCAAGGGAAGGAGGGCUGAUGGACUAAUAGAGACGACCCAGCGCCCCCGUCCACUACAGGCAAACACCCCGCACAUUCCAACAGUGAGCUUGGCCAGGAGCUUCGGUGAUACCAGAAGUUUAAUUUAUUGAUAUGAUUUACUUUGAGGUGAAGAGGGGGACAUACAAGGAGCGUAGCCAAAGAGCUGGUAAGUGGGCCGGAGCCUUGACCGUGAGCCUGGUUUUUGUUGUAGCGCUCGAGCGCUGUGCAGAAUGCCCGGGCUUACACGAAGCCGCACCCCUGUGCUUCUGUUUUCCAGAGUGACCCUCCACGAGAAGGAGAAUCUUAUGAACGCCGAGAACCUUGGCAUUGUGUUCGGCCCGACCCUGAUGAGAUCUCCAGAGCUGGACGCCAUGGCCGCCCUGAAUGAUAUCAGAUACCAGAGACUGGUGGUGGAGCUGCUUAUCAAAAAUGAAGACAUUUUAUUUUAAAUGUUAGUUCGCAGGGGAAAAAAAUGUUUUACAGAUGAAGGAAUGUUUUAUAGUGAUUUAAUUGGCUCUUAUAGCUGCAUCAUUUCUUGGUUAGAAGUUCGGGCAGAUAGCCAGGUUAAAAUGAAGGAACUUUCCAUUGUUUCCAUAGCACUGCUCCGCCGUCCUUGUAAAACAGUGAACACGCACUCCAGUUCUAGUGCCCCUGGGUGUUUAUCAUGUUAAGAGAAACUCAAGCUAUUGCAUGAUUAGCCCUCUCUCUGGCAAGGGAACCCCACACAAAGGAGACAACAAGCCUGCACCGCCUCUCCGUCCCAGGUAGUCUGUGGUUGUAAUUCAGCAUGUUUCGCAGAGUCGAUCUGUCGUGACUUCGCUUUUGGGUUCUAUGUCAUUGGUUUCUGACGCUUCUGUAAACGCUCACAUGAAUGGAUGAACCAGCCCCCCUCAGCUGCUGCGUUGCCAUAGACUAGAACAUACGCCAACUUUUCUCAGACGCUUCAUUUCUGGUUUCUCUUAGUUCUUCGCUAACAUAGUCUUUUCUUUCCAGCAAAAGCAAACUGUGUUUUCAGAUUUGUUACUUUAAUAAAUUAUCCACCAAUAAAAAACUAUAAUGCGGAA
Molecule: messenger RNA, 3683 nt
Organism: Mustela lutreola (European mink)
Lineage: Eukaryota; Metazoa; Chordata; Mammalia; Carnivora; Mustelidae
Gene: CHN1
Product: chimerin 1
Exons: 13
Coding region: 402-1682 (426 amino acids)
Biological process (GO): regulation of GTPase activity; ephrin receptor signaling pathway; regulation of small GTPase mediated signal transduction
Molecular function (GO): GTPase activator activity; ephrin receptor binding
Source: RefSeq, a predicted model, not a curated record